This is a messenger RNA of Gadus morhua (Atlantic cod), 2291 nucleotides long. RefSeq names its product glycine receptor, alpha 1 (gene glra1). Gene Ontology annotation, cellular component: plasma membrane. Gene Ontology annotation, molecular function: glycine binding; transmembrane signaling receptor activity; transmitter-gated monoatomic ion channel activity. Lineage: Eukaryota; Metazoa; Chordata; Actinopteri; Gadiformes; Gadidae. The record is from RefSeq and is a predicted model, not a curated record. The transcript has 11 exons. The coding region runs from base 52 to 1365 and encodes 437 amino acids. Gene Ontology annotation, biological process: monoatomic ion transmembrane transport.
UGCAGCUUGGCUGCCUCUAAAGAGGCCGCGGCCAGGAAGGCUGCCACUCCAAUGCCUCCCUCGGAGUUCCUGGACAAACUGAUGGGGAAGGUGUCCGGGUACGACGCCCGCAUCCGGCCCAACUUCAAAGUGAUGAACAAAGACCCACAAGGCUCCAAAAAUGAAGCUACUCACAAGAAAGGUCCUCCUGUAAAUGUCACCUGCAAUAUUUUUAUCAACAGUUUUGGCUCCAUCGCUGAAACAACAAUGGACUACCGGGUGAACAUCUUCCUGCGGCAGCAGUGGAACGAUCCUCGGCUGGCCUACAGCGAGUACCCCGAUGAUUCCCUGGACCUGGAUCCCUCUAUGUUGGAUUCCAUCUGGAAGCCUGAUCUGUUCUUCGCCAACGAGAAGGGCGCCAACUUCCACGAGGUCACCACGGACAAUAAGCUGCUGAGGAUUUCCAAGAAUGGCAACGUGCUCUACAGUAUACGAAUAACAUUGAUCCUAGCCUGUCCCAUGGAUCUGAAGAACUUCCCGAUGGACGUGCAGACCUGCAUCAUGCAACUGGAGAGCUUUGGCUAUACUAUGAACGACCUGAUCUUUGAGUGGGAUGAGAAGGGAGCGGUCCAGGUGGCCGACGGCCUCACCUUACCUCAGUUCCUCCUGAAGGAGGAGAAGGACCUGCGCUACUGCACCAAGCACUACAACACAGGUAAGUUCACCUGCAUCGAGGCCCGCUUUCACCUGGAGCGUCAGAUGGGCUACUACCUGAUCCAGAUGUACAUCCCCUCGCUGCUCAUCGUCAUCCUGUCCUGGGUGUCCUUCUGGAUCAACAUGGACGCCGCACCUGCCCGCGUGGGCCUGGGCAUCACCACCGUGCUCACCAUGACCACCCAGAGCUCGGGGUCCCGCGCCUCGCUGCCCAAGGUGUCGUAUGUCAAAGCCAUUGACAUCUGGAUGGCGGUGUGCUUGCUGUUCGUCUUCUCGGCGCUACUGGAAUACGCUGCGGUGAACUUCAUCGCCCGGCAACACAAGGAGCUGCUCCGCUUCAGGAGACGGCGACGACACAUGAAGGAGGACGAAACUGGAGAGGGACGGUUCAGCUUCGCCGGCUACGGCAUGGGCCCCGCCUGCCUGCAGACCAAGGACGGCAUGGCCAUCAAGGGCAACAACAACAACGCGCCCGCGACGGGCGCGGCCGGCGGCGGCGGCGGCGGCGGUGGCGGGGGCGGGCCGCCCGAGAAGACGGUGGAGGAGAUGAAGAAGCUGUUUGUGAGCCGCGCCAAGCGCAUCGACACGGUGUCGCGCGUGGCCUUCCCCCUCGUCUUCCUCAUCUUCAACAUCUUCUACUGGAUCAUCUACAAGAUCAUCCGCAGAGGAUGAGGGUGUGCAAAGGGCAGUACGGCUUCGCGGGCUACGGCGUUGGGCAGCCCCGCCCCGCCCGCGGACUGAGGCUGGCAUGGCCUUUCAAGGGCAGCAGCUUUCUCAUGCCUGGUUUCAGUUUCUCUUUCAAGCCACCUCAGACUUCCUCCCCGCUCCUGCAGUGCAGCUCUGCUUCUUUUGCUUUGCGAACCAAAGACUUGUUUAUUUUGUUGUGGUUCUGAUUUUAAAUGUCAUUGCCUUUCCCGCUCUCGCUCCCCCGCCCUCCGGUGUCACGGCUGCCGUACCGACCUGAUGGUGAUGUUGAUCUUCCACCACUAGUCUGUCUCCUUCCACAGCUUCAUGGAUCACGUGCAGCCCAUUCACUGUUGCGAGGUGGUGAUAAGUUAUGUUAUAAGUUAUAUUAGUAACUGAAGGUUCCUCUUUUAUUUUGCGUUUUUUUUAAUGGGACAACAGAUUGUGGUUGGGAAAAGAGUUGAACAAAGUCAUGUCAUUGUUAAUAUGUGAAAUUAGUAUUCUGUUUCCAACGUAUAGGGGUGUUAUUUUUCUUUCAUCCUUUUCAUUUGUUAUUUUUCUAAUUUGUUAAGUUGUGCUGAUUUGCUAGAAAAAAACUUUUUUAUUUGCAUAUAAAAAAACACAAUUAAGACUAUUUAUAGCUGUAUGAACUAGUGCUCAAUAACACUCCUUGGGUGGAACGAGAAAGAAAUCAUAUAUAUAUAUAUAUAUAUAUGAAAAAAAAGUUUAAUUUAUACUUGCUCUGUGCCACACAAGACAGGAUUUGCCUCGAUAUAAAUGUAUAUUUUGCAUCGGUUCCCCUGUAGCAUGUAGAAGUUACCCCAAGGGCUAAGCCACAUGCUAGCAUAAGACCCAUUAGCCACGGGAAGCUAAGCUAACCCACAUUCCAGCAUUACAAACUGGGGAGGAAGAUG